Molecule: messenger RNA, 6169 nt
Organism: Dromaius novaehollandiae (emu)
Lineage: Eukaryota; Metazoa; Chordata; Aves; Casuariiformes; Dromaiidae
Gene: MYT1
Product: myelin transcription factor 1
Exons: 23
Coding region: 83-3649 (1188 amino acids)
Biological process (GO): regulation of transcription by RNA polymerase II
Cellular component (GO): nucleus
Molecular function (GO): RNA polymerase II cis-regulatory region sequence-specific DNA binding; zinc ion binding; DNA-binding transcription factor activity, RNA polymerase II-specific
Source: RefSeq, a predicted model, not a curated record
CCGGGAGCGCCGGCCGCGGCCCUGGGACGGCCGCUCCCCUCCUUCGCAGCCCGGGCGAGGCAGGCACCGCUCGCCGGCAAGGAUGAAGCUCUGCGGGACUUUCCUCGAAAAUGAGUUUCGGGGCGAGCUGCUGAACCAGCGGUGGACCUGCGGAGAGAAGAUCAGCAGCUGCGCGGGAGCGACCAGCCUACGCGGCGGCACACGCGUCAAGAUGAGUUUAGAAAAUGAUGAUAAGAGAGCACGCACGCGAUCAAAGUCUAUCAGAGUGCCCACGGAGCUCAUCGGCCAGGAGGUGAGCUGUCCAACCCCAGGUUGUAACGGCUCCGGACACAUCCGUGGAAAGUAUGCAAGACACAGAAGUUUACAAAGCUGCCCUCUAGCAAAGAAGAGGAAACUUCAGGAUGCAGAGGCCGAACAUCUGGUGUCGAAGCGAAAAUCCCAUCCGCUCAAGCUGGCCUUGGAUGAGGGCUACAACGUUGACAGCGAUGGCAGCGAGGAGACGGAGGUGAAGGAGGAGUCCGGCUCCGACGAGUCGGAGGGGACGUUGGAGGAGGAAGAGGCAGAGACGGUGGAGCAGGAGGAGACCCGCAGCCCCAAGCCGGCAGAAGAGAGAAGCCCAGCAAAAUCGGCUCAUUAUGGACAAAACACAGGAACGAGUACAUCUGGGCCCAGCAAGGCCAACUACAGCAGCUAUCAAGAAAUAAUCGCCAACUCUCUCCUAAACCUAGGCCAAAUAGCAGAGGAAACCCUUGCGAUAGAGGGGCAGCUGCCCGAAGCGGAGCUGCAGGUCUCCAAACCACCGUCUAACGUCGUGCACCUGGUCCACGAAGACACAGGCGAGGAGUUAGCGGAGGAGGAGUGUGACAAGGAAAUCAUCAUCCAGACAGAAGAUGCGGAGGAGGUCAUCGAGGUCACCAGCGAACGCGGCAGCGAGUUGUGUCCGGAGCACCGGGACAACGCAAGCUGCGAGGAGUCCUGCAAACUGCAAAAGGCCAUGCAAGCCGAAGCAGAGGAGGAGGAGGAUGAUGAAGAGGAGGAGGAGGAAGAUGAAGAGGAGGAGGAGGAAGAGGAGGAGGAGGAGGAUGACGAGGAGGAAGAGGAGGAUGAAGAAGAGGAGAUGGCUUCUGAAGUGAUCUGUGAAGAGACUCCUCACACUUCUCAGGACACCCAGAAAAGCCACUGUGAAGGGCAGUUCAGCCCGAAGCCCGAGUACUCGGUCAUCGUGGAGGUCCGGUCGGAUGACGACAAAGACGACGACGUGCGCUCCCAGAAAUCGGCGGUGACCGACGAGUCGGAGAUGUACGACAUGAUGACGAGGGGGAACCUGGGGCUGCUGGAACAAGCCAUCGCGCUGAAGGCUGAGCAGGUGAAGAUUGUGAGGGAGCCCAGCCGGCUGCCUGGAGAGCACGUGAAGCACUUCCAGGUGGACGAGAAACAGAGCAAACCGCUGGACAGCAUCCGCAAGAGCUACUACGGCAAAGAUCCCUCAAGACCUGAGAAACGAGAAAUCAAAUGUCCGACUCCCGGUUGCGAUGGGACGGGCCACGUUACGGGACUCUACCCUCACCAUCGCAGCCUGUCCGGUUGCCCGCACAAAGACAGGAUCCCUCCGGAGAUCUUGGCCAUGCACGAGAAUGUGUUGAAGUGCCCCACGCCCGGCUGCACAGGACAGGGCCACGUGAACAGCAAUCGCAACACGCACCGCAGUUUAUCUGGGUGCCCCAUUGCUGCUGCUGAAAAAUUAGCCAAAUCGCACGAAAAGCAACAAACCCAGUCUGGUGAUCCUUCAAAGAGCAGCUCCAAUUCUGACCGGAUCCUCAGGCCUAUGUGCUUUGUGAAGCAGCUGGAGAUCCCUCAGUACGGAAGCUACCGGCCCAACAUGGUCCCAGCAACCCCCCGGGCCAACCUGGCCAAGGAGCUGGAGAAGUACUCCAAGGUCACCUUCGAUUAUGCAAGUUUUGAUGCUCAGGUUUUUGGCAAACGCAUGCUUGCCCCAAAGAUUCAGACUAGCGAAACCUCACCUAAAGCCUUUAAAUCCAAACCUUUUCCAAAGGCCUCUUCCCCCAGCCACAGCCCCUCCAGCAGUUACGUGAAGAGCACUUCAUCUUCCUCCACAGGCUUCGACUACUCCCACGAUGCCGAGGCUGCGCACAUGGCUGCCACUGCCAUCCUAAACCUCUCCACCCGCUGCUGGGAAAUGCCUGAAAAUCUCAGUACGAAGCAGCAAGAGGCUCCCAGCAAGUCCAUGGACAUUGAGGUGGAUGAAAAUGGGACUUUGGACUUGAGUAUGAACAAGCACCGCAAGCGGGAGAGCGCCUUUCCCAGCAGCAGCAGCUGCAGCAGUAGUCCCAGUAUGAAGUCCCCAGAUGUGUCCCAGCGCCAAAACAGCACCAGUGCCACGAGCAGCACCAUGACCUCCCCCCAGUCCAGCCAGACCUCCCGUCAGGACGAAUGGGAUGGACCCAUUGACUACACUAAACCAAAUCGUCAGCGGGAAGAGGAGCCAGAAGAAUCAGAGCCUGCAGCCCAUUCUUUUGCCUCCUCGGAAGCUGAUGAGCAAGAAGUGUCGGAGGAAAACUUUGAAGAACGAAAAUACCCAGGGGAAGUUACUUUAACCAACUUCAAGCUUAAAUUCCUCUCCAAGGACAUCAAGAAAGAGCUGCUCACUUGCCCUACGCCAGGCUGCGACGGCAGUGGACACAUCACGGGAAACUAUGCCUCUCACCGCAGCCUUUCUGGUUGUCCUCUUGCUGACAAGAGCCUCAGAAACCUCAUGGCUGCCCACUCUGCUGACCUCAAGUGCCCUACUCCUGGUUGUGAUGGUUCUGGUCACAUCACAGGAAAUUAUGCAUCACAUAGAAGUCUGUCAGGCUGCCCUCGUGCCAAGAAAAGUGGAAUCAAGAUAACCCCAACAAAAGAUGAUAAAGAAGACCCCGAGCUGAUGAAGUGUCCAGUUCCCGGCUGCGUUGGGCUUGGCCACAUCAGCGGCAAAUACGCCUCGCAUCGGAGCGCGUCGGGGUGCCCUCUCGCAGCCCGCAGGCAGAAAGAGGGAUCGCUCAACGGCUCCUCGUUUUCCUGGAAGUCGUUGAAGAACGAAGGCCCGACCUGCCCUACCCCGGGCUGCGACGGCUCAGGGCACGCCAACGGGAGCUUCCUCACUCACAGAAGUUUGUCAGGGUGCCCAAGAGCUACUUUUGCUGGGAAGAAAGGAAAACUCUCAGGGGAUGAAAUUCUCAACACGAAAUUCAAGACCAGCGAUGUUCUGGAGAACGACGAGGAGAUCAAGCAGCUCAACAAGGAGAUCAGCGAGCUGAACGAGUCCAACUCGGAGAUGGAAGCAGCCAUGGUGAAGCUGCAGUCGCAGAUAUCCACCAUGGAGAAGAACCUGAAGAACAUCGAGGAGGAAAACAAAAUCAUCGAGGAGCAAAAUGAAGCCCUGUUCUUGGAGCUCUCAGGGUUGAGCCAGGCUCUAAUCCAAAGUCUUGCCAAUAUCCGCCUUCCACACAUGGAGCCGAUUAGCGAGCAGAACUUCGAGGCGUACGUGAACACGCUGACGGACAUGUACACCAACCAGGAGUGCUACCAGAACCCCGAGAACAAGGACCUGCUGGAGAGCAUCAAGCAAGCCGUCAAGGGCAUCCAGGUUUAGUGCCGCGGGACAGAGCCGAGUGAGCGAACGAACUGUAAGAGGGAACUUUCACUCCAAGUAUUCAGGUUUACAAGUUAGAAAACUUGUUUAAUGAAUGAAAAAAAAAAGGACCAAAACGUAACCAAGAGGCCAUUUAUGAGACGUGGAGCUGACUGAACUCAAUGUUCUCGUUUACUUAACUUUGGACCUUCUUGAGAAAAAUGGGAUUUUUCUACCUGGACCAUGAGGUAGAUCAGGAUGGAAGGUUAAAUUCUCCAGUAGGCUGUGGGGCUUGGUAGCUGGUGGAGAGCGGGCGUCUUUCAUGGGUUGCCACGCUUUUGCAGAGCUGAUCCAAGGGUUAGAACGUUGCAAGAACAGGUUUUGUCUGAUCCGAGACUAGCGUGUGACUGGCUUAAACCCUCAUGUUGUCUAUGGUCGUACGUCCAGAUCACCUACUCACACAUGAAUUAUGUUAUAUGUUGCUAUAAGUGCUGGAGCUGCAAGCUACCUGUAAAUCUGAACCUGUGCUGGGCCGCCCAACCCCAAGGUGUUCAGAUAUCCACUGGGCAUGGGAACUCUUAAGUAUUAUAAAGUAGCUUAUUUUUAUUUUCUGAAAGAAAUCUGAAGAGCAGUUCUGGAUCUCCAGUGGAAAGCGCAAUGGAAAAAAGGUUCUCAGGGAAGCUUUUGGAGUUUGCAACUACAGUAUUCCUUUGUCUGUCUUAAAUAUGAGAAUAGCUAUUAUGAAUAGGCCAAUACCAGAUAUUUCAUACAGAAGAAUUCUAAAUGUGUCAUGGUCCAGUGUAUAUGAUUUUUUGGAAGUCUAUUUGAUGACAGUUCUGGUUCUUUUCAUUAUUGUGAUCAUCCUAACAGUGGCGCAGUACUGCCAGUCCAGAGGUCAUACAUCAAUGCCGGAGAACGUUUGAGAUUGCGAUGAACAAAAAAAAAAAAACCCAACAACAAAAAGAGAGAUGUUAAUUGAGGGCCAGCAAAGUGCUUACCCAACGUGAAUCAGUUGAUUUCCUAGAGAUAGCCACAUGGUAAUGGGUUUUCUUGGUUUGGUUUUCUAGAUUUUGUGCAAAAUUACAGAGCAGGCGCCAUUCUGAAAAAAAAAAAAAGAGUAUUCAGGUAUUGGGUAUUCUUCCAAAGAAGCAUUUUGCAGGCAGUUCGGUACACGCAGCCCACUGUGCACUCAAAGAGCAACCGCGUGAAUGUCUGUGCUGGGCUGAUCUGCAGCACCGUGAGGCCAGCGCGGCGGCGGGGGCUUUUCCGCGGCGCUCCGAGAAGCAGGGGAGCCGAGGUGGGACGGGGUGCCAGGAGGUCCGGCGCACGCUCCCCGCCGCCGCCGCGAGCCCUGCGGGUCUGCGCGCUCGGCUCGGCCCGUGGGUCCCGCGCGGCCGCUCUCGUCCCAGCUCGUCCCCGGGCUGGCGCCGGUGCCGGGAGGCAGAGCCCCGGGAGGAGUUUGGUGACCAAACUAAAGGCAAGACUGCUGGUGUCAUUUUGAGCCCAAUCCUGCAGAUAUUUAGGGCAUAAUCCCAAAUUCAAAGUCAGCGGAAAGAUUCCCGCUGCUCCCGGCGGACACUGGAUCCGGCCUUUAAGCUCAGGAGCAGCUGGACUCGCGCAGGUCCCCCGUUGCAGCCAACGGGGCAGCUCCCGUGAGCAAAGCACUCCCCUGCUUAAGCGUUUGCAGGAUCAGACUCCACGAGUUCACUUAUCUUAGAACCCAUUCCAAGUGCAAAACUACAAAAGAAAGGGAAAAAAAAAUCAUAAUUUGAGGUGUUAAAAACACAAUGUUCUUAACAUGUAAAUAGAGUCCAAAUUGAUUGUGACUGCAAUUCAGUUAGUAUUUAAAAGUAGAGAAAUUGCACUUCCUGGAAGAAAGAGAGGAGAGAAAAAAAAGUAGUUAGUUUAAUUAUCCUGUAAAUUAUUUAAUUUUGGCAAGAUAUAUGUAAUUUAUAUUUACAACACCUUAUGUUAACUUUUUGCUAUUUAUUUAACUUUUUUAUUUAUUAAUUUUAUACUUAUUUUAAACUGGACACCGCACCAUAGAAAAGAAGAUAAAAGAAGCAAAAAAAUUAAAAAUUAAAACUUUUGACCAUAAAAAACGAUAUUCCAAAAAAAAAAGAAAAAAAAAGAAAAACCCCUAUCUACAACUCCUACUUGUAAUUUUGAUGCAACCAAGUUAUUUUUUAUAUAUUUUGUUAUUUAUUCUUUUAACGAUGGGAAUUUUUUUAAAGAUAUUUUAUAACUGAGACAUUUUGAUAAUUUUUUGGUUUGUUUUUUUGAGGGGGGCAGGGGCACCGGGGGAAAGAGAGCCUUUUUCGGUUUUUCUUUUCUUUUUCAUUCGUAUGGUUUCAGGCACUGAUAACAGGAAAUGAAAAAUUCUGUAUUUAUUAUUUAUUUAAUAUUUAAGUCCGAAAUGAACUGUGCUCUUGUUGUAUAUUUAUUUUGUCGUUUGUGUGUCGGUUACGUGAUGACUGAGUACUCGUUUCUGUGCAGGAAUACUGUCCAUAUUUAAAUAAUAAAGAGGCGCAUUGAAAGUUA